AGCUAAGCACACUUGUAUUUGCCGACGUCCAGAAUUAAUUCUUAUUAAAACGUGUAUUUAGCAAAUUAAAUACGUAAUCAUAAUGGUUCAAAAGAAAGUCACUGCGACCAAGGUGCGAAAGCCCGCAAAUGGUCCAAAAAACAAAAAAACGUUUCUUAAAUCGGUGCUUGAAACUGAGGUUGCUAUUGGAGCCUCCAAAUUGUCGCCGAAGAAAAAUAAGAAGCCACCAAUUCAACAAGCAGCGGCGAGUGACGAAGACUCCGAUGCGAGCGAAAACGCCGAAUUAAGCAACGUUGAUGAAGGCAGUAACUCCGAGGCAGAAAACCAAAAUGAAGACGAAUCAAGUGAGGAUGAAUCCGACUUGAAUGAUGACGACGAGCCUGAGCCCGGUGAGGUUUCACUAGCUGACCAGAGCAAAUUACAUGAUGAAGCAGAGUUCAGUGAUGAAGAAGAAGAAAACAACUUGCAGGGUGAAUCCGAGUCCAGUGGCGAUGAAGGGAAUGACAAACCAGAGGGUGACGAUGAUUCAAACGAUGAUGAUGAUGAUGCACCCGAGGAAGUUGCCAUUACCAAAGAAAAGCCGUCAAAAAUUGGUGGCAUACCGAAAAUAACAGUCGGAAAGAUACCAGCAGACAUACCACAAAAUCAAAUUAUUUUUGUUUCACAACUUCCACAUGAGUACAAACACAAUGAAUUAGUUGGUGUUUUCUCAAAGUUUGGCCCCAUCAAAAUUGUCGGUCGUGUAAAAACCACAGCUGGUGGUAGCAACGUUCGCAUUGCUUUUCAAACUGCCGAUGCGGCUGGGGCUGCACUUAACGCCAAUGUGAAGGCUCUUACUCUAAACGGUCAAAAUCUGAAGGUUGCACCUGCAACAAGCAAGGAAACCUUUAUGAAGCGCACUGUAGUGGUGAGCCUCAUUAAAGCAGAAACUACAGAGGAUGAGUUGAAGGCCCAUUUCAAGAAAGUUGGUCCAAUCGAUUGUAUAAAUUUUACGAAGAACACAGAUAAACUCAGGGCCUAUAUACGUUUCGAGUCGGAGGACUCAGUGGCCCCAGCCUUAAAGUUAAAUGGCAGCCAACUAGGCAGUCGAUUCAUAACAGUACGCAGUAUAAUGACGAAGAUACCAAAGUCAAACGACUGCACCCUGAUUUUGAACAACACAGGGAAGCACGAGUCAUUCAAAACUGCGACCAUAGAGAAAAUCUUCAAGAAAUACGGCGAACUUCUAGAUGUUGAAGUUAUUUGCACAUCAAGCACUUUAGCAUUUAUCACAUAUAAAAAUGCGGGUUCCACCCAGAAGGCUUGGGAGCUAAAUGGCAAAACAGUGGGCGAUUUAACAGUUGAGUUGAGAAGCUUCUAUGUAAACUCGUGCCCGCUCCAAAUUCUUGUCACAAAUUUGACUCAAGAAGUCUCCGAAAGUGAACUUAGAGAAUUAUUCAAGGCAUCGGGUGAAAUCGAAAAUAUUAACAUGUUCGGUCGCAGAGCCGUUAUAAAAUUUGAAACUACCGAAGGAUUUUGCAAUUCUUUUCUCCUAAACGAGGCUAAAUUAGGGGGUAAACCCAUAUUUAUUGAGCCCAACUCAAUAGUAAAACAUAAAACUUUGCUACAAUUUAAAAACCCUAAUUUCGGUCGUAAACCCGUUGCUGCUGGUCGUUUCGGUCCUAGAGGCAAAGGCCCUGGUGGUAAGGGUCCUGGUCGUAAUGGUCCUGGCGGUAAAGGUCCCGGUGGUUUCAGUGGACCAGCAAAAUAUGAUAGGUUUCCUAAUAAAAAACCAUUCAACAAACGUUCUGCGCAGGAAAAUGGUUCAACGCCACAGUUCAACAAGCGCGCCAAAAAGGCCUAGAGGACAAGUGGCCCUAAUUAUAAAAUAAUGUAAUUUCAACAAUAUUAACUACAUAAGGGGGUAUGCAUUAAAUACCUAAAUAAAAUAUCUUUGUGCACGUUUUUUUAAUUCAA
Scaptodrosophila lebanonensis is the source of this 1956-nucleotide messenger RNA. RefSeq names its product DNA-binding protein modulo. The record is from RefSeq and is a predicted model, not a curated record. Lineage: Eukaryota; Metazoa; Arthropoda; Insecta; Diptera; Drosophilidae. The transcript has 4 exons. Gene Ontology annotation, molecular function: RNA binding. Bases 83 to 1843 code for a protein of 586 amino acids.